AGUCUUCUAGUGCAUUGGCUUACAUAGUGUUUCCGAGAUUCACUUUCAACCGUUUAUUUUCACAACCCGCCGGGUGGUUCUUGUGAAUUCUUGGAUUUAAUAUUAAAAAAAUAAUUUUGGAACAUGCGAUUAUGCGGUGCAUUUAAAUGUGGCACUGCAGUUUUAUUUUACGUGGUUUAUUUCCUGCUAUCCGUCAAAUAUGCAACUGGAGGUAAUCCGUAUUCAAAUCCGUCACGUCAAAAUCUAUCUAAAUCCGACGACUUCCAUUUCUUUUAUCAAGGAGUCAAAGGUACACCCGGAGUUGAUUUUCCUGUAUAUUCUCAUAUACCUCGGACUCUUUUCACCUGUCAAGGAUUAGAAUCUGGAUAUUAUGCUGAUACAGAUACAGAUUGUCAGGUAUUUCACAUCUGCGAAGAUGAAAAGAAAAUAUCCUUUUUAUGUCCCAACGGAACCAUCUUCCAACAAUCAGAUUUAAUCUGCGAGUGGUGGUUUAAAGUAAAUUGUAGUCACUCCCCUUUUUUAUAUGAAGAAAGUGCGGAAAAUUUAAGAGAAGAUAACGCGCGAAGGAAAUUAAAUCGUAGAGUUCAACUGUACAAUGGAGAAAAAAAUUCUAAUCAACUCAAGAAGAACUCAUCUGUUGAUAGAAAAUUAUUUAAUAAGGAACCGAAUCAAAAUAACGAAUUUAAAAAUAAAACUUUCAAUGCUAGAAAUAACAAUGUUGGUAAUCAUAAAGUUAAUUCAAGAAAUUCUAAUAAAAUUAUAACAAGUUCCGAACAACAAACAGCAGCACAUCAAAAAACGAGAAGAUACAACGAGAACGAUCUCGGCAAUUUCGAAAAUAACGAUGUUUUUCCUACUAGUACUGUAGCUAGUACUAAAAAAAAGUAUUUCGUCAAUUUGAGAAGUACUCAAAAAGAAUAUCACGUCGAAUUUCCACUAACAGCUCCAGAUUACGAAAACGAAGAAUCUCCAACUAGGAAAAAUACUAAUUUAUCACAAAUUUCGGAUGAAUCACAAGUACCAGAAGAAACAGCGGCGUUCGUAAAGAAUUCAUUAAACACCAUCCACGAAACCUCUUCGUAUAAUCCGUUUCCAAAUCACAGAACAACAUAUUCAGAUCUAAAAACAAUUCCGUAUACUUACCCUAAAAUUCACAGUACAAUAUCUUCAGUUACCCCUCAGUAUAUUACAACACAACCUAUUAAUAACGGUAAACCAUUCCUAGGUAACAGAGUCGGUGGUAAGAUCAAAUCCACAAAAGAUCCUUUAUUCGUAAAUCCUUUAAUAAUGAAUAACACAAAAAUCGAUAAAGCUUUAGAUACAGACCAAGUUUUUAAAGUACACGUUAUUACAAAUGUAGAAAAAAAUUCAACUAACUCAUCUUUAGUAACACCUAAAGUAUUAGAAAAAAUAUUGUUCGCAAAAAUUAAACCAAUAGAAGAAACAACUGAUUUAACAACAACGAUAUUACCCACUACAACUGUAUCAACAACAGAAGCUACUACGAAAAAUAAUCCAACGAAAAAGCAAGUUAAAACAACAAGCGAACCAUUUAAAAUAAGAUCGAGGUUAGAAAGUUCAACUACAAGACCUAGAACUAAAGAUUACGCCAUCGUUUAUGGAUCGUAUCCUUCAACAACUCCCAGAUCUCUACCAAGUAACGCGGUUCAAGUGAAAUUCAAUAAAACAGCGACAAAAAUCGGGAUCCAAUUAGGAAAAUCAUUCGGUUCAUCACGACCUAAACCAAUCAUAUCCGUAGUUAAACCAAUAGAUAAGAUAGCAGUCGACGAAGAAGAAAUUCUUGAACGUCAAUCGACUGGUACAACCCCAUUACUACGGAACAAACAAAGUUUUUAUACAACAUCAGAACCUUUUAGUGAUAACCGUAUUUAUAAUAUCACAAUUCGCAGUACAACUCAACAACCACGUCCGUUCCAAAAAGUGUCGUUUGCAACGUUAACAUCGUCUUCCACUACUUCAAGUUACGAUCCCGAGAAUUACGAACGUUAUAAAAUAUCAACUGCUGGUCCUUUUAAACCAUUUAAUAGUCCCGAACCUACUUCACCGACUCCUUUUGUCGUUCCUACGACUAUUAUUGAUGAACAUGUUGAUAAUAUGAUUGACGUCCUCACUGCGCUUUCUAAAGAACGUGAAAUAUCCUUCGAGAAUUCAAGACCAGGUUUGGUAGUACCACCUUCUGUGGGACCACAAACUUUACAUACUUUAUCAGUAUAUUUCGCUAAUGCUUUAGAUGAAGUAAUAGCUCAGAAAGCUAAAACAUCUAAUAAACACCAAGAAAAACUAAUGAUGGAUAAUAAAGAAAAAUUAACCACGCUUCUAACCCAAAUGACAGUUCAUGGUUACAAUCAGUUAUUUUAUAAAAAAUCGCCACCAGAUAAUACUAAUAACAAUGAAAAAAACGUUACAAAAAAGGAAGAUUUUAAAUUGGAAAGUCCUCAAAUACGACAGCUCGCUAAAAAUUUCACAUUAGCUUUAUCCGCUUAUUUAAACGAUCCGGAAAUGUUUAGAAAAGAUUUGGAGAAUUACAGACCGACCGAACCACCGGAAACAACAACUGAAAUCGCCGGAAUCGAUGAGGAAUUGUUGAAUUAUUCGGAUACCGAUACGAAAACUAAUCUUCCUCCUAUUUUCACGACAUCUCAAUCGCCGCUACCCACUUGGGGUUUUAUUUUAGCCGACGUCGAUAACGUUAUUAAUUCAGAUUUGAACACUGCCGAUACUCAAUCUUUCCUACCGGGCUUAAACGAUAUAAAAAGAGAAAAAGCUAGAACUGCUUCAUUCAAAGAUUUACCGAAGGAUCAUUGGACGACGUCUACGACGGCUACGAACUUAUGGAAAAAUACUUUCGCUGUAGAUCCGUCGUUAUUGAACGACGAGUUUGAUUCUACUUUAUCAUUCGACGGGUCUACAGAAGUGGAAAACACGACGCCGGAAAAUAUACAACUUGAAGAAAUAAAUUACGAACUUCAUAAGUUACCGAAUGUUACUAUAAAUUCCUCGGAGGUAUCGGGUAUUUUGAUUAAUUUUAUGAACAAUACCGGUAGCAAUAACAAAUUACAUCGUAUACUUAAAAAACUCAAUACAACGGAAAAUGAGUUUUUGAUAAAAAUGAGAGAAAUAGAAUCGAAUCCGAUAACGAGAAGAUUGAUUUUGCUUUUAAUCAGCGAAUGUGGUAAAAAUAUAACCAAAGAUAUCAAAGAUGAUAAUUAUGAUAGUCUUAAAACUUUGGAAUCAACCGAGACUAACCCGAUGUCGACUAGUCAACAAGCUAUACGAUCCAGUCAUAAUUCUUUUAGUCCCUUUUUAGGGCCUACUAUAAACGAAGAGGACCAAGACACUAGAGCUCUUCAAUUAUUGAAUACAUUGUAUACUAUAGCUUCUAAGUUAGGUAAAUGAUGAAGACUUUAAAAUGGUUUAGAUCAGUGGUUCCCAGCCGGGGGAUCGCGACCAGUGACAGAUUAAAGGAAUUCCGCGUGACGAUUUGAUUUACUGGACAGUUUCAUUUUGUUAAAUAAUACAAAAGGGUGGGGAUGUUUAGUACGGUUUUAAUUUUGAUUUUUUUUUAUUUUAGCCGAGGCUUUUCAAUUAACAAUUUGGUUAGCCCUCUAUUUGUGUUGAUUUCUUUUUUGGUUAGGUUUGUAUUUUGAACAGCGUUUCUUUGCAUCGAUCCCAAAAAGGUUUGGAACCAUUGGUUUAUAUGAUAUAGCCAUAUACCAUAAGAUAAUGUAUUACAAAAAGAUGAUUUUAUAAAUAUAUAGUUACCAGUUGAGUAAUUUUGUGCAUAUAUAUAGUACGAAUCGGGUAAUUGCUUCAAAUAACAAAUACCGGAUGUCCCAAAUAUUGUAUACUGGCAAUAAUAGUCAUUCUAUUAGGUAGUUAAUCCUUGUGAAUCUCUUAAAACAAAGAAAGUUAUCACAGUCUUCAAGCUUAUAUUUUGUGGAAUCCAUGGAGGCUGCAAAACGAAUCAGAGCUGCGCUCUUUAACGUUAUCUGAAUCUGUAGUUGCUAAGACAAAUUUUGAAGAUAAUUUCACAAAAAAAAUGUAUUAGUAGUGAGAUCUGGAUAGAGAACAAGCUAUAGUACCUAUUUCCCGGUGGGAAAAGUUAAUAGAAAUUCUGGUAAUUAUGUAGUUUAACCCCCUAACUUCUGAUCACCUUGAAAUUUCAAUAUUUUAUAGAAGCAAUUAUGCUGAUUAAUUUUAUAUAUAAAUGUUGGGCGCGAAAUGUGUGUAUUCACAUAGUUUUUCAUCUUUGAAACUCUGAAGAAAUAUGUGUAUUAGGCUAAUCCUUAUUACUAUUUCUUAUAAUAAAAACGACAUUACCGUGCGACGAAUUUGUACAAAAUAUCCUAGCCUAACCUAACCUAACCUAAUCUGUGUUAAAAAACUAGUCAAAUAAUCAUUUUGGACAUCCCCCCGACCUUACGUUCAACUUCCUUUUGCAUCAGACAUUCUUAAAGUAACACACUAUUUAAUUUUUAUAUUUUUCUACUUAAAAAAAACUAUUUGAAGAUGACGUUUCCGCGCCCAACAUGUUUCACAAUUAGUGAAAAAAAUGUAAAUAUCUUUCCAGUCGACGUGUCCUUCAAACUAAUCACAGAUAAGUCUGAAUGCCUCCUAAUAAAAAUGUAUAAAGGGAGUCGUCAUACACCUAUUUUUAUAAUGGAAUUUUCAUGAGAUAUUGCCUGUAUACGAUAACUUAGGACAAACUGUAUAGUGUAUUGCGUUUAUUUUAUUUAAAACUUAAGUUAGAUUUUUCUAUAAAUAUAUAUCAACCAAUCAAUUCUUUUAUGAGAUUUGUUUUUUGUAAUUACUCUAACUAGGAAGUAGAUGUAGGUUUUUAUUUUUAUAUUUUUGAUAUAGAUGUUGAGUACACAUUGGUUAUUUUUUUAAUAGCGAAAAUAUAAAAUAAACUGGACAAGAAUACGAUUAUCAAAUUCACUUACAAUUUUUUCUGACUAUUCAUUUAUUUUAUUGAAAUUAUUUAUUCAGAAGAUUGAAAAUUGAUAAUUACUUUUCGAAUUAUAAUAAUUAAUGAAAUUUUUAUUUAAACCAGUAUUAAAAGUUAUUUGUCAUAUAUCUAAAGUUGAAUAUAGGCAACCAGUAUUUAAGGUAUCCAUACUCACAGGCAACCAGCAUAACAUUAUGUUUGUAUUUAAGAAGGAAGUUGUCACGUUCCAAUUAGUUUAACAAUAAGUAUUUAUUCCAAAAACCAAAAUUGAAGUAUGCCCUUGGGGAAUCAAACUAUGAAAGGGUUGGUUGAUUAUGCUGUUCUCGAAUACUAAAUUUUCAUUUAUUUUGAUUUGGUGACUACCGAUUUUAAAUGUUGUUUAAUAGGGCAAAGAAAAGAAAAUGAUAAAUUUAUUAUAUCCCAACGAAUGUACAGAUGUUUCGAACAACAGUUUUAAUUAUACAAAAAAUAAUCGUCUUCUUGUCCAAUCAUAUUUAUUUAUUUAUUUAGUGAUGUUGUAAUUCAGUAUUAAUACUCGCAGAUUGGAAUAAAAUAUGCAUAAUUAUUUUCGUUUCUAAUGUUCCUGUAUAACUCAGUUUUUAUAAACAUUGUCAUUGCUAAGUAUGUUAUUUUUCAAUUUAACACGAAAAGUUGUUUAUUAAAACCAGAUUAAAGACGUCGCGCGAACUCGCCGAUUUUUAAACUUCCAUUGGCUGGACAGGGCCGGCCUAAGGACGCACCUCACGAGCUUCUCCGUAGCAAUAUAUUAUGAUUUUAAAGUUACCUAUUAUAUAUUUAAAACCACAUUGUAGUUACAAAAUUAAUGAACAUUUUGUGAAUAAACUUUUAAGAUUUA
Molecule: messenger RNA, 5825 nt
Organism: Diorhabda carinulata
Lineage: Eukaryota; Metazoa; Arthropoda; Insecta; Coleoptera; Chrysomelidae
Gene: Cpap1-j
Exons: 5
Coding region: 124-3417 (1097 amino acids)
Cellular component (GO): extracellular region
Molecular function (GO): chitin binding
Source: RefSeq, a predicted model, not a curated record